UUAUCUCUCUCUCUCUGUCUCUCUCUCUCUCUCUCUCUUUCUCAUUUACUCUUGCACACAUUCUAUUUUUCUCGAGCGUUAUUUACCAUAUACGAUUCGCGAAUAUUCGUAUCGUGUAAUAUUAAUCACGUGACCACAUUUGAAUAUUAAACAAACAGGAAAAGGAAAAAAAGAAAAAUAAUAAUUGGCGUUGCUACUUUUUAAUGAUCAUCCUCGUGUGAAUUUGUUUAUUAUUUUCUUUCUUUUUUUUCUUAUUCUUUUUCUUUUUCUUUUUCUCUAACGUAUAUUAAUUACACUUUACGUAUCUAUACGUUUUAAUACUUUUGUGUUUUCGAGUGUGUUAUUCGUAUGGAAGAGAAGAUAAAUAUUAGGAAAAUGUUUUAAGAUUUAGUUAAAAUGUCAAUUGGAAGGAAUAUUAUGUUGAGAAUAUUAUAUUAGUUUGAGAAGAGACCUAAACCGAUGGAGAAUGAUGUUAGAUGGGAAAGAAGAUUUAUCUCCCGAGAUCAAAAAAUGGCGACUGGGAGAGAAACGUGCUGGCUAUCCACGCUAAUAGAAUAAAAAGAUAGAAAAAAAGGCUUUUUUUAAACAAUGACGACAACUUAAAGUAGACCGUUUCAAAUUGGAACGGAGACAUGUAUUCGAUGAACGAGUGCAUAGAUAAAUAUAAAAAUAAAAUUUAAAUCAAUUUAAAAGUGUGUGUCGACCUCUGUCCACUUGUGCAUUUUCGAGGUGACGCCGAUCCGUUGAACGGAAUCCAUUACAACAUGUUCGGGACGAAAUUGCGCACGUGGAUGGAGGCACACAUUGUGCGAUCUAAGAAAAAGAAGGAUCGUAAAAAGGGGGAUAAAGGAUUCGAUUCUAACUGCAACUCGCCUAGAAGUCACAGUGCCAAUAGAUCACCUGCUUUGCAUCAAGUACAUCCUGUGGAUUCUCCAACAAAGAACGGCGUAGACGGGAUUCGAUUGCACGGUGGAUCCAGUGGUGGUGUUGGUGGUGGUGUUGGUGGUGGUGGUGGUGGUGGUGGUGGUUACGCUGGAACGGUGACCACCACUUCCGGUACGUCCGGUGGUACCGGAAGCGUGAAUCUUUCGUCUCCGGAAAGUGCCUACAGUACCGGAUAUUCGACGGACGGUACGUCGCCCGGUACGAGCUUUCCGCCCGAGUAUUACAUCAAUAUCAGGACGGGAACGCAUUAUUUUCAAAGUAACAAUAAAGGUAGGGCGCAAGGAAAUGCGGGGAGGAUCGAAGACAGAUCUAACUCAGAGUCAACCAAGUCUACGAACAUGACCGGUGACAGUAAGCAGCUCAAGGACGUUAGAACCAGCACCCCGGCCAAGCUAAACACGCUUAGCUCCGAAGCCCCACCGAUCAAUCAUGGAUCGAAACAACAACCACAACAACAACAACAACAACAACAACAACAACAGCAACAACAACCGCAACAACAACAACAACAACAACAACCGCAGACUCCGCAAAGACAGCAAGAAAAUUCCCAUAGAAGAACAGAAUCCUUCUCAGCUGAUUCCUCAAGGAACAAUCUUCCUGUACCAUCCUCGAUACCUCCCCCACUCGUUUCACCAACCGUACAAUCACCACGCGAACGAUCACGAAUAAGAACGAAUCCGUGGUUGUCGGCAAACUCUUCUGGUUCCAGCACGACUGGAUUCAAAUCUAGGCUAACCCUCGAUGAGACGAGCAGCAGUUCAGGUCUCAAAUUGACCGAAUCUUCUGGUAGCGCAAGUGACGUCAAUGUUAACAGCACGAGAGAAAGUUUAACCAAGAAGGAACACCGUCAGGAGAGUCUCAGCGCUGGACGUAGUCCGAUUAAUCAAAAUUGGAGGAUCCUACCGGGUAUGGAUAUCAGACCGAAAAUACCAUUGGCUAUGCAACGUCGUACAAGCAGCAGCAGUUCAUCUGGAUCAUCGGUAACACGAAGUGGUCGUUCAUCCGAAGAUGACAUUACGUUGAACGAAAUGAUGGGAAAAUUCGAUGAAAGUUACGUCUACGAAAAGGAAACUGAUAUCUUGUCCGAUAGCGACCCAACCGAUUGCGAGGAUUACAUUGACUCUUUGUCAGACGUUGAUACCGGUCAAGAUGGUGGCGAUGAGAACGAUCCCUUCGAAAACGAUUUUGAUUACAUCGACAAUGGUUCCUUCCUCGAUUUAGAUAAUCUCGACUGUACAGGAAAUUGUCCCAAUACCGGUCAUUGUACUUACUUCACGUUUACGAGCGAACUUAGCAGGCGUGGUACUAGGUUGAGGGAAUCAUUCUUGAAACGUAGAAACAAGGACGAAAUUCUUCCACAGAGAACGAUCAGCAUAAGGAACGCUGCAAAGAGGCAAAGUAUUCGUUACAAAAAGACAGAUGAGAAACAAAGCGAGAAACGUAAGAAGAGAAUCUCUCAACGGAGGAAACCAAACAUGGAAAAGUUGGACGACGAGACAGCUAAUUUAAAUCGAGUCUUGGUAGAGAGAAUGUUGCUAAAGAAUUCUGGAUUUAAUCAGGGUAGUAGAAGCGUAGGUGGAACGCCUAUAUGCCUUCGUCGUAAGAAACACGAUGUUAAUAAAAAUCUAUCCCCUAUGAGGUUGAACGAUAAUAAUCAAUCGAUGGUUCAACCUACGAUCGUCGAAAACGAGGUCGUCAAAAGACGUUCUAAUUCGGUGAGUUACGUUAAUGGAAACAUAGUGAGAAGACAGGUCACUGGAAACACAUACAUGACAACAUUCGCGUCAGAAAUAGCACUGAUCGAAGCGGAUAAGGAAGCCGACAGGAAGUAUCGCGAGUUGAUUAUGGAAGCUGAAAAUAUCUUGGUAAAUAUGCAAAAGAAUCAAAGCCCACUACCGAUCGUACCCUCACCGUCACGAAAGUUUCACAAUGGCCUGGCGAACAAACGCGUCGAAUUGAUCAAGAACACCGAAUUGAACAUCGAACUUGCUUUAUCCAAAAGUAGAAAUUCUCAACCAGAAUUACAGAGCGGGAAUAUCAGGGAUAUAGAACAUACCAGUCCGAAAAGACAAUUUACACAGCCCUGUUCUCCGGUACAUCGAUUUAUGGAAAGAAAUUCGUGCGGAAACAUAUCGAGGGACGUUCCAUUUAAACAGGAACUUUCCAAUUGUCCUGAUUCACCUUACGUAGCUAGAAGAACACCCCAAAGUUCACCUAGCAGAAGUCUCGUUCAUUCUCGUGUACGUGUUUGUCCUACGACCGGUGGAAAAGAUAAUGGACGAGCUCGUGUACUGUUAAAUUACAAUGGAGUACCUCACACUGGUAUUGAAACAACGGGGUGUCAACCAUUCCAAGGUUCCUUCUCCAAUAAGACUACUCAACUUCUUCCGCAACAACAACAGCAUAGAGAUUCUUCACGGCUAACGAUAGAUAAUAGGAAGGAUUCGAGAGUUUCAAGAUCGAUGAAGGAAGAAAGUGUGACUUCUAGUUCGUCGGAUUCUGAAGAAAAGUGUGACAUCAGGCGGAAACCUCCUCUGAUGACGUUCAGAUCGAUCGACAUGGACCCGAUCAAGGAAGGUUCUUCUUACUGCCCUCAAAGUGAACCAGUUAAAAGAAAGGUUUACGCCGGUAGUGCGACUUUUGGUAGGAUACAAAAGACAUUAGGUCAUCAUCAUCAUAAUCAAGUGUUACUAAGAAAUUCAGAUGGUGAUACGGCCACUGAUGACACCGGUGAGCCCUCAAAUAUUUUCACAAACUUCGUUGUCCCUUAUCCGAGAAGAUCGUUUAUAAACUCUAUCGUAUCACUGGAUUAUUCAGAUGAUUCUCGAAGAUCCUUGAAGGAGAAAGUAGCACGACUACGUCAAGAACGUUUAGCUGCGGAAUCCAAUGCUAAUAUUCAAGACUCUCAACUAUUUCAACAACAGCUUACUCAAUUACGAAGGCAAAUGUUGAUGCAAACUAUAGAAGGUUUAAAACGUAGUCUGGAAGAUCAAUCAGCUACGUUAAAGCAAACUUGUUUGGAGCCGGUAUUGUCUGACGAAUUGCCUUGAACUUAACACUAUGAUGCUUAUCAAUACUACUACUAUUACUACUAUGUAUAGAAAAUACCAAAUCAUCCUUUCACGAAUGAGAAAAGCUGGAUUUCUUCUCUUCAGCGAUACACGAUCACGAAUCCCGUUGUGUGGUGGUUUUGACUAUAAACACACAUACAGCAUUCAAAUUAAAAAAAAAAACCCUUGUUUGCACAGUCACACAUUAUAGUGCAACCUGAUUACGACUGACGAAUUUACAAAAUUACUACUGCUCGGGUGCGUGCAAGAUGAUACGAAAGAUAAAAUAUAAUAAAAGAAACAAAAUAAUGAGAGUAGUAUACCCGUGAAAAAUACUCAAAUUUAUAUAGAUAGGUAGAUCGUCGAUUGAUAAUUUAAAAAAAAAAAAAAAAAAAAAAAAAAAAAAAAAAGAACAAAAUUACACUGUCGAACGACGGAGAAAGAAAGAAUCUGCUGUAAGUAUUUUUCAGGAACGUUCUCUGUAUUCUCUCCGAAUUUCGUUAGCGUACUUUUAAUCAUCGAAUUGUAACAAUAUCAUUUCGCUGAAGAUUAAAGGGGAUCUAAGAUGGCAGAAAUCACGAUGGAAGAAAAAUAAUACACUAUAGCUGAAUUACUACCGAAUGCUAUAUGACAACUCUAAUGAAUUACGCUAAACGAAUCGAUGUAUUUUUCUGCCCUGUCUCUAUAAGUGGUAAGAAAACCCAUUCGUAAUUGAAAAAUGUUGCAUAAUAUUUUGUAGGCAUCAUUCUUGUUGUCUCUCUACACACAAUUUAAACGACGCUUCAAGUAUUUCGAUUAUUUGUUCUUUUUUUUUCUUCUUAUAUAUUAUAUAUAUAUAUUUUCGUUUUAAUUUCGUUCACAUUUUGACGACUUAGAAACUUCAUGAUAAUAUUUCUAGCAAGUGCUCGCACAUUAAUAGGAUACAAAUUAUUAUCAAACAUUUUAAUUGAGAUUUUUUCACAAUUAGGUUUUCUUGAACUAUAUUAAAGUAGUGUGUUCAAAGAGAGAGAAGUUAAAUUCUAAUAAAUUUGUAGAAAUUUUUUUGGACUGUUAGUCUGACGGGCCUAUUCGGAGGUGUCGCUUUAAUCUUUUUAAAAAACAAGCUUGAGAUAAGAAAAAUUCCUCUAAAAAAAAAAAGAAACUAUCGUCAAAAAAUAUUAAAUACGAGCGAAUACUAAACGAAAUAUUUAACGAGAUAAGCAAAACAAAAAAAAAUAAAUAAAUAAAUGCAUGUAGUCUAUUCAUAUAGGAAAUAUCUAGGAAUUCACAUCUAGCAGAAGCAUAAACAGGUAGGUAAUAAUGAAAAACUAUAAUAAUCAAUUAUAGAUAUUAGGGAAUUCCUUAAAUUGUGUACCCAAUGAAUAUGGCCCAAAUUUAUCCCACAAAAAAACUUGUUCUAUCGCAGAAUUAACGCAGUACGCACAAUAAUUUUGAAAUGUUUUUGCUCGUUAAAAUUUUAUUAGAUUUUUUAUCAAUAUUGUUUGAUUAUCACGCGCAAAGAGAUUAUUCGUACGUCCUGCAAAGGAGAAUAAGUUUUAAUUACAUUUUAUUUUUUCAGUAUACUGUACAAAUGUAUAGUAUAUAUAUAUAAGAAAUUUCCUACCCGAAAUAUUUUGUUUCUUUUUCUCACAGCAACUGCAUAUAUAUUAU
Messenger RNA from Polistes canadensis, 5648 nucleotides. RefSeq lists its product as uncharacterized. Gene Ontology annotation, molecular function: transcription cis-regulatory region binding. The transcript has 9 exons. Gene Ontology annotation, cellular component: nucleus. Bases 765 to 3998 code for a protein of 1077 amino acids. The record is from RefSeq and is a predicted model, not a curated record. NCBI's taxonomy places the organism in Eukaryota, Metazoa, Arthropoda, Insecta, Hymenoptera, Vespidae. Gene Ontology annotation, biological process: regulation of transcription by RNA polymerase II.